Molecule: messenger RNA, 1332 nt
Organism: Saccharomycodes ludwigii
Lineage: Eukaryota; Fungi; Ascomycota; Saccharomycetes; Saccharomycodales; Saccharomycodaceae
Gene: DPH1
Product: 2-(3-amino-3-carboxypropyl)histidine synthase
Exons: 1
Coding region: 1-1332 (443 amino acids)
Biological process (GO): protein histidyl modification to diphthamide
Molecular function (GO): 2-(3-amino-3-carboxypropyl)histidine synthase activity
Source: RefSeq, a predicted model, not a curated record
AUGUCUGUUGCAGAGACUAAAACAACCAAUCCGUCUACUAGAAGAAAAAGAUUUGUUGGUGUAAAAAAUACUCAUUCCGCAUCUAGCAACACUAAGACAAACACAAGUGACAAAUUAGAAGAAUCAAAACCAGAAGUAAAUAAUAACAGUCUAGUAACAAAACCAAAACAUAGGACUAUCAGGGCACAUAACCCAGUUAACCAUAUUCCAGAGGAAAUUUUAAACGAUAAAGAAUUAAAUGAAGCCAUUAAAUUAUUGCCAUCAAAUUAUAAUUUUGAAAUUCACAAGACAAUUUGGAAUAUUAAGAAAUACAAGGCUACAAGAGUAGCAUUGCAAAUGCCUGAAGGUUUAUUGAUUUAUUCUCUAGUAAUUAGCGAUAUUUUGGAACAGUUUUGUCAAGUAGAAACCAUUGUUAUGGGUGAUGUAAGUUAUGGUGCAUGCUGUAUUGAUGAUUUCACAGCCAGAUCUUUGGAUUGUGACUUUAUUAUCCACUAUGCACACUCUUGUUUAGUUCCUAUUGAUAUCACUAGUAUUAAAGUUUUGUACGUUUUUGUAACAAUCAACAUUGAUGAAACUCAUUUAAUUAAGACAUUACAAAAAAAUUUUCCUCAAGGGAGCAAAAUAGCUGCUUUUGGGACUAUCCAAUUCAACCCAACAAUCCAUAGUAUUAAAUCAAUUUUAGAAAAUGAUGCAUCUCAUAGUUUAUAUAUUAUUCCCCCUCAAAUAAGACCAUUGUCGAAGGGAGAAGUAUUGGGCUGUACAUCUCAGAGAUUGGAUAAAGAUCAAAUCGAUGCAAUGUGCUAUAUUGGUGAUGGCCGAUUCCAUUUGGAAAGUGCUAUGAUUCACAAUCCAGAAAUACCUGCCUAUAGAUACGAUCCAUAUAGCAGAAAAUUUACUAUCGAAAAAUAUGAUCAGAAACAGUUGGUAGAAGUUAGAUCCGAAGCUAUUACCACCGCAUCCAAAGGCCAAACCUUUGGUUUAAUUUUGGGGGCUUUGGGUAGACAAGGCAAUUUAAAUACGGUUAAAGAUUUAGAAGACAAAUUGUUGAAAAGUGGUAAAAAAGUAGUUAAGAUUAUUCUAAGUGAGAUUUUCCCACAGAAAUUAGUUAUGUUUGAUGAAAUCGAUGUUUUCGUUCAGGUAGCCUGCCCUCGGCUAUCUAUAGAUUGGGGAUACGCCUUUAACAAACCUUUGUUAACUCCAUAUGAAUGCAAUGUAAUGCUACAGCAAGACAUAAUGUUCAAUGAGAAAUAUUACCCAAUGGACUAUUAUGAAAGUUCUGGAUAUGGUAGGGGUAAACAACCCGAGCACUCCUCUGAUUUUUUUUUAAAAUAA